Paracoccidioides lutzii Pb01 is the source of this 3657-nucleotide messenger RNA. Its product is annotated as WW domain-containing protein. Gene Ontology annotation, molecular function: protein binding. Bases 1 to 3657 code for a protein of 1218 amino acids. The record is from RefSeq and is a predicted model, not a curated record. The transcript is spliced from 3 exons. Gene Ontology annotation, cellular component: membrane.
AUGAAUCGCUAUGGCAAGGACAAAAACGACGAAAUGUUUCUCACUUCUCCAGCUGCCCGUGAUCCCCCAACUGUCUCUCCUUUAAGAAUUGUUAAACGAGAUACCCCUUCCCCCGGCCCAGCUGCUGGCCAAGCUGCCGAUAAAACCACUCAACCCUCAACUUUCAGUCUACCUCCGCAGAAACCCCUUCCAUAUCCCGACAACAGGCCCCGGCCACAUCAGGUGCAUUCUUUUAACUCUCCGAAUCCUAGACCCCCGUAUCCUGACGACGGCCCGUCAUCCAAUAUAAAACAAUCGCCAAAACCUUCUUCUCCUCUCCAUUCUGGCUCAGGGUGGUCAAGUCCCGCUGAAAUACCUGCGUCGUUGCGAUCUCGGGAAAGACGAGAUUCUAAAGCAGCUACGUCAAGCCUUGCGGAGCGGAGAGGAAAAUCGGUCCCAGAAUCGCCGGUGCCGCAGACAUCAGAUAAAGAAGGCCUGUUUCAAAAACCUCCUCAGCGCACUUCUGCAGGAGACGGCACUACUGCAGGCAUGCCGGAACAGAGGAGAAGGCCUUCUGCGGAAGUAAACCCAUUCCCCGACUAUCACCAACAACACUGGUCUUCUCCAAAUAAUCCUGCGACUUCUUCAUCUUCGAAUUUAGCAGCCCCCCAGACAACUCACUCGGUAAAUCGUCUGAGUUCUACUGCUUCAACCUCAACUACAAAGGCGCAGCGCGGUUCUCCCCCUCCACCAGAAACACCAAUUGUCCCUCCAGGUCUCUCGGAUAUUGAGUCUCGAUACGCUGCAGCAGGAAUUGCGGGCACUUCCACUUUGAGUAAUAUACAAGCUCAAAGUGCUGCUGCGCAGCAGCGUAUCCAACAGUAUGCCACUCAUCAGUCGAAUCACCAUCUGGCACAACCCCAGAACCCAGUUCCAAGGCCCUGGACUCCAACUGAACUUCCAGGAAGUCAGCCACAUGGCCCACCAACCGUAUAUCAAGGUCCUGUUCCCACAUCCUCACCUCCUUCACAAGUUUCAGGUGCGGUGAACUACCCGCCACAGGCGAACACUGCUGCUUACCCUCAUAAUCCACUUGAAGAAGAUUUUCAGAGAAUGAACAUGACUUCUUCUCCUCCUCCAGCAUAUUCGAGCCUAGGUGGGCCCGGUUGUGGCCCCGCGCAUGGCAGCUAUCCCAACGAAAAGCAGGGCGUUACCGCUCCUACUCAUCCCGCUUCACUGAACGCGAUCACCAUUGGUUUUAUGACACCUUCCACCGUGCCGCCGCCUUCCAAUACUCCUCCUGUUCCUAAUGCCCAGGUUCACCCCGCAUUUGCAAAGGAUCCUAGACCGGUAGAUCCUCGCGCAUCACAACCAAGUAUCCAAAAUGGGCACCCUGGUCUUCAUCCCACUCCUAGUAACGCAUCUCCUGCACCUACUGGACCCCCACCCGCUUCCCCACCUCCUCUUCCCGAAGGCUGGAUCGCGCACCUAGAUCCCAACUCAGGGCAAUACUACUACAUUCAUCUUCCCACUCAGUCAACUCAGUGGGAAUUCCCAAAAGGACCUACUCCUCUCAACUUAAAUGAGCCAAUGUCACCUGGAGUUGGCACGUUCGGCGGACACCCGAUCGCAUCUCCAGGCCUUUCAGUCUUUGGGCCUAAUCCAAUGGCUUCACCGUCGCUUUCCACCUUCGGCAAUCCACUCGGAUCACCGGGUCUCCCAAUGACACCUGGAUAUGAGGGCAGUGUGAUGAGUAUGAAUGCUGGUUUUACUGGUCCCCCACCCGCGAGUGGGGUUGAGCUGUAUAAGGUCACACCAACUAAUGGUGUCUAUUUUGGCCCCUAUCUACGCUAUACAAACAUGGACAUGGAACGUGGACUCUGGCUAGGUUCAAUCCUAUUGGUAACGGAUGCACCCCAGCCGCCAACCAUCCAUAUACAUCAGAGCGUCGACCUAUCUCCAAAUCCGCGACAGCUCAAAGCAGCCCCUAUUUCAACUCACCAGCGUUGGACGUUUUACAAAUACAGUGUUGAUCUCACUAUGGAAGAAUACCCUUCCAAAUGGACAUACGCGAUCACAUCACACCUCGGAUGCACAAGAUACGAGUUCCUGGUCGCUGGUCGGAAUGAAACGAACUGGCGCUUCAUUGCAACCUCCGGCAAUGACUUCUCUCUUAACGUGAGCGCAAAUGAGAGGGCUCGUCUGGGUGGCGCCGGGUACCUGUGGAAAGAUAUCAUGCAGAAACAUACGGAUUGCGGCGGGUUUCAUGUACACCUCGGACUUGGAAGCCAGAUCAAUGCAGACCGGAUCUGGAAGGAGAUUCCUUCUCUCAAGCAGUGGCUUAUUAUCAGCGGCAAAGAACAGAGGAAAAAUGCAGCGUGGACCGCUGCACAUGAGGAGGAUGUCACUCACGCGUACUUCCACUAUUAUACAAGUCACUUUGAUCAGCCACAUAUUCGAGAAGCGUUUGCUCAAAUUCCUCAUAUAUUGCAGGUUGAUGAUCAUGAUAUCUUUGACGGAUUCGGUUCUUAUCCGGACUAUAUGCAAUUCUCAAAUAUGUUUAAAAACAUCGGUAGAGUAGGCAUCGAAAUGUACCUCCUGUUCCAACAUCAUGCCACCCUAGAGAUCUUGCGACACGUAAACAACGAUAUAGAUCUUUUCAGUAUAACCGGAACCGGCUGGCAUUUUGUCAAAUACCUUGGCCCUGCCAUAGCCGUGGUAGGCGCCGAUUGCCGUUCUGAAAGAAAUCCUCACCAGGUCAUGGCUGGUCCGACUUACCAAGGUCUUUUCCCAAAAGUUGCAAUGCUCCCACCAAGCGUCCAACAUUGCAUCUGGAUGAUUUCCGUCCCUCUCAUUUACCCACGGUUAGAAUCCACGGAGCAUUUCGCGCAGACCAUAGCGACUGGCAAGAAGGCUGUCACUGGAGCGUACAACGUUCUUGGAAAAGUGACCAGUUCUGUUGCUGGUGUUGUGGGAGCUAAAGGUGCCGUAGGAUCGGGAUUUGUGUCCGUGAAGAGGGCUGUAGGGAAGUCUGGGUUGAUGGGUAGUGUCCUAAGCCCGUUUGGUGAAAUUGAAAUCCUCGAUGAGCUUAGGGAUCAGUGGACGCAUGAAUCAAAAGACCUUGAGCGAACAUACCUCAUCCGCACCCUACAAGGAAUCGCCCAUCAAAAGAGCAUCCGAAUGACCUUCCUCUCCGGAGCCGUCAAUUGCUGCGGUGCCGGCCUCGUCCACGACCCUUCCCACCCAACCGACCACAAGACAAUGUAUCAAUUCAUCUCGUCCUCUGUUGUUAACACACCCCCGGCCUCCUACGUCAUGAAACUACUUCACAGCAACAACAAACCCCUCUACUUACCUGCCAACGGCCAACGAGCCGUCGCCGGUGUCACCACAGACACAAAGGAAGACAUGAUGGAAAUCUUCCCCACUGACGUAAUGGGACAACCCCGCGAGCACAAGAAACUCAUGGGUCGGCGCAACUAUGUUGCCUUCGUCGGGUACGACCCGGAAAAUGUCCAGACCAAUUAUGGCCUAAUGAGUCCUACAACUACAACGCGAUCGGCCACCUUUCCGAAAUUGAGUCUUGCGGUGGAUUUCUUAGUGCAGGGCGAUGGCGCGUAUGGGAAUGUGGUUAAGUAUGGGCCAGUUAUUGUGCCGAGUUUGGAAUUGGGGAGAUAG